Spirodela intermedia is the source of this 5294-nucleotide messenger RNA. The record is from the annotation of a GenBank genome assembly. NCBI's taxonomy places the organism in Eukaryota, Viridiplantae, Streptophyta, Magnoliopsida, Alismatales, Araceae.
AUGGAAGGAAGAAUGAGCUUCCCUCCUUUCAAGCCCUGGAAGGGUUGCCCACAGCCUCCUUGCCCACUCUCCUUUCUCUUCUUCUGCAUCUUCUCGUCAUUUGCAGCAUGAGUGGUUCAAGCUCAGACUCAGGAAGGUAAGACAGCUCUCUACUCUUAUGCUCCCUCCUCCUUCCUUCUCUCCACUCAAGAAUGACCUUCCCUCCUUUCAAGCUGAGAUUAGAAAAGUAGUCACUUUUGUGAAGCAAGGGCAAUCUCGAGGAUUGAUAUGUAGAACGCAUUGCAGGCUUCAUAAGUGUCGACUGCGGCUUCGCGGGUGUCUCAGAUUAUACAGAUGCCAACACAGGAGUAAAAUACACUGGCGACCGGCAAUUCAUCAACACGGGAGAGAACGAGAUCGUUUCUUCGAACGGAUUUGCUCGGCGAUACGGGACUCUCCGUAGCUUCCCUAACGGGACGCGGAACUGUUAUAAGAUGUCCCCGGUACUAUCCGGUAGCAAGUACGUUAUUCGAGCCGGAUUUCUCUACGGCAACUACGACAGCCAGGGUUUCCCCCCCGUCUUCGAUCUGCACAUCGGGAACAAUUUCUGGACUACCGUCACUACUCUAUCCGAUGAUUCUGUCUUCAGCGAGAUCAUCACGGUGUCGCGGGGGGUUCUCAUACAGGUGUGUCUUGUCAACACGGGAAAGGGCACGCCCUUCAUAUCGGUGCUCGAGCUGAGGCCCCUUCUCGAUUCCAUGUAUCCUCUCGUAAACACGUCUCAAUCCUUGGUCAACCAUUUGCGCUGGAACUAUGGAAUGGCGAACCAGCUAAGGUGGUUCUACUUUGAAAUAACUCGUCACCACUAUUUUCUAAUCAUUUAUUUCGAUCUCUGCUUUUUAUGCCUGAAAUUGUUUUAAUUAUUUAAUCAUCAAACAUUUUGAAACUCUGUCAAGCCGUUCGAUUAUCCGCCUGGAAGGCAAUGCCAGCUGGAGACUCUGGAUUGGUCAAUACGGCACCGAGUUGGAAAGAAGGGUUCUAAGCCCUUGGUAGAGUAGGUGUCAGCGUGACUUGGUCAACCCUUUGGGAGAGGUUCGUCCGGACCUCUCCUCUCCCCUUUUACCUUUAUAUUUGGGACUGAUUUCAGGUACGAAACCAGUCCCGCCGCCUUGUUAAAUUAGUUAUUAGAAAGGGGGACCGGAAGGAGAGUGGGAUUGAAAGAGAUAAAUCAAAUCGAGAGACCCUGUUUUUUCUCUGGUGACUGAAAUCAGGGUUCUCACGUCUUCUCCCCUCUUCUGGUGGCUAUGGUUUAAGCUUCAUUAACUCCAUUUACUGCUGUAUUUCGAUCCUCAGCUAUAGUAAAUUAUCCUCAAGUCUCCUGCUCCUUUCGAUCCUCAACUUUAUUAGACCAUUUUAAAUCCAUGGUUUAUUCUUCAAACUAUUUUUUCAUCUCUUUAUCAUUGUCUCGUCCUUCUUUCUUCCGCGGCAAUAUCAAGCCACAUUGGAGGCCCUUUACCACCCAGAAAACUAGUCACUAGUGCGUCUGCCUACGACACUGGCAUUCUAUCUUCCCAACAGUUGACUUUUAUGCUAAGUGCCUUCAAUAUCUAAUGAAGCAAGCCUAUGGGCUUAGUCGGCUCAGCAUAACCCAUCGGUGCCACAAAUAAAUGGGACAACCUUCUUGGGCAAUAAUCUGAUGUGCAGACACAUGAUGACAAAUAGAAAUGACGACGCAUUUUCUUCUCUCGAAGGUAUCCAUAUGACCCUUUCGACCGCCUGUGGGAUGGUGUCGCCAACAAUUUCUUUACAUUGAACACCUCCAGCGAAGUUAUGGCAAAAGAAGGAGAUGCCUUCCAGGUGCCCUCACUCGUUUUAAGAUCGGCCGUCUCCGAAUCACGCACCAACUAUCAUCUAGAUACCUGGCUAAAAAUUGGAACCUUCGGCGACAAGAUAUACAUCGUCAUGCAUUUCGCAGAGCUCCAGAAGCUCAACUCAGCCAAUGAGUCAAGAAGAUUGAAUAUCUAUGGGAAAGAUGGUACGGUUUUGUUGUUCCCGGAGUACAGCCCUCCUUACUUAACGGUAGAUCAUAAAGAGAUUGUCACUGAUGAGCUUCCGAGGUCAAGAUUUUACAACAUCUCUAUCAAAUCCACAAGGUCGUCCACUUACUCUUACAUCAUCAAUGCCUUUGAAAGUUUUAUAGUGAGGUCAAUGAACGAGUCGCAAACUGAUGAUCGUGAUGGUAAGGCACCAUCUGGCUGCCCCUUUUCCCUCGCUUAUUUUACAUUCGCUAUAUGUUUUUUGUCACGCGCACUACCAUUUUAUCCGGUUCUACUUUAUUGGUACACACAGAAUUACAAUUUCGGCAACUUUACGGGUUCCAUGUGCUGAAAUUUUGCCGAGUGCUGCUGUCUCAUUGCCCGUUAUUAUGUUGCAUUCUAAAUAUGUCUGUUCACGUAUGUCAAAACAUUUGACAUGAUGUGUACGUUGUGUACUAGUUGCGGCCAUUGAGGACAUAAAAAGCGCAUUAAGAUUGGUGAAAAAUUGGGAGGGCGAUCCAUGUUCUCCAAAAGAAUAUAUUUGGGAGGGAGUCAAUUGCGCCAACUCUGAAGACUCUACAUCCCUCCGGAUCAUUUCUCUGUGAGUGCAGUUCAUAAAUAUGCAAACAUGUGGAAGAAAAAAUAGGAGAGAAAUGGUAGAAGCUUAUAGAUAGAUUCAUGAUUGAUCAGAUGGUUAAUAAUUCGCAUCAUGCAGGAACUUAUCAUCGAGUGGCUUACAAGGCCAAAUUCCUAGUUCGAUUGGUAACCUGACAGCUCUUACAAUGUUGUAAGUAUUUGCUUGUGAAUGAGAACAUAUAAUCAAACCCUUUCUCCAUAUUUAUAUAACAUACUUGACAUAUAAGUCCUAAAGAAGCUAUAAAUAAUCGUAUCAAUUUGUCUUUCUUUGUUCACUAGUCAUGUAAGGUAAAUUGUAAAAAUUAAUGAAACUUACCCACUUUCAGAGAUUUGUCAGAUAACAAUUUGACAGGACCGAUACCUGAUAUUUUUGGAGAGUUAUCAUCUCUUCGAUUCAUGUAAGUUUUAUCCUCAACCUUAUCCAGUAAUUGAUAACCACUUUGGCUUCUCUUAGAAAAAAGGUCUAUUUGAUCUUGUAGAAAUUUGUCUGGAAGUGAAGCCCUUGGUGUCAUUCCUCAAAACCUUUGUAAAAAGAUAUCUAAAGGUGCUCUUUCCUUAAGGUUAGUAAAAUCACCAGCCAAUGAAGUUCAUUGCGAUUAACUUCUAGUAGCUUAAUAUACAAAACUAGUAAAUAAUGAAGUAUAAUUAUUGUCUUUUUAUUUUUACAAGUAUUGUCUAUGAUAAAAAUGUCAUAUAGGUCAUGUAAAAUGAACAUGAUGACUGGAGAUUCUAAUGACAUAAAAGUGAAAAUAUUAUAAUACAUUCUAACCUCUCAGUAAAAAUAUUAUAACACUAUGGCUAUUUUAGGUUUCAUGGAAUUAAGCUUGACAAUUAAGGUUAUUACCAAUAUGAUUUCUUCAAGAAUUCUUCUUUCACUAACAAUCCUUUUGAAUAGCAGUAUCACUGGUGGGUUAAAGCAAUGUGAGAAUUCCAAUACCAACAAUAGUAAGAAGAUUAUUAUUCCUAUAACAAUAGCAGCAUCAGUAGUCAUUGGAAUGUUGUUUGUUGUGUCAUUGUGGAUAGUCAAAAGGAAGAGAAAAACACAAUCUUCUAAAGGUAUGUUGAAAUCUAUUUUUCUUUUGGCAUGUAAAUGGUUAAUAAAAGAUCUGAUUAUUUUAAGUAUUUACAUUAUUUUAGGUGUCUCAGAUAAACAAAACAAAAGUGGAAGUACAAUAGAAGGCAAUGUUCAGAAAAGAGAAGGUGUACAAUUUACAUAUGCAGAGAUUACACAAAUUACACACAACUUUCAACAUGAGAUUGGUAAGGGAGGAUUCGGGAUUGUCUAUCUUGGUAGCUUGAAGGACGGAACUAUGGUUGCAGUAAAGGUUCUUUCCUCCUCAUCAUCACAAGGAUCUAAGGAAUUUGAAGCAGAGGUAAUGAAUGGCAAUGAACUAUUUAGCAUAUUUAUAUUAUGUAGUACAUUAUUAUAUGGUCACAAAAUAUAGCAUCAAUAUUAUAUAAUAUACACAUGUCUGAUAAUGAGCUUAUCAUGUUCUAGGUUCUAUUGCUGGCAAGAGUGCACCACAAAAACUUGGUCAACUUAUUAGGGUAUUGUGAUGACAUGCAACAUUUGUCACUUGUAUAUGAAUAUAUGGAUAACGGAACCCUUCGAGAUCACCUAUCAGGUCUUGCUAUUCAAAACUUUUGCAUCCUCAAUUUAGUGAAAUAAAUUUUCAACCUUUCAUAACAUGAUUAUUUCAUCAUUUAUGCAUUUGAUGCACCAUUAAGAUAUAAGACAAUUCAAAUAGCUUUCAUUUGUCUUUUAGGUAAAAUUCUAAAUGGUGACAUUUUAAAUUGGAACCAAAGAGUGAAUAUAGCUCUUCAAGCUGCACAAGGUACUUUCACCCUUACAAACUUGACUCUACUUUUCAAUGAAGACACAAAUGAAUUCUUACUUUUGUAGUUGAAAAAAUAUUAUAGGGUUGGAUUAUCUACAUAGUGGAUGUACACCACCUAUUGUUCAUAGAGAUAUAAAGAGCAACAAUAUCCUUUUGAAUAGAGAGCUUGUUGCAAAGAUAUCCGAUUUUGGACUGUCAAGAUCAUUCAACAAUGAUUAUGCUACACAUAUAUCGACUAGGCUAGCUGGUACUCCAGGAUAUCUUGAUCCUGAGUAAGUACUCUUCUCUAUUGUUACUUGUAUCUUUUUUGUCAAUUUAAUACACUUAUUUUUUAAAUAUUGAUAAAAAUAGUAAGAUGUAUGAAGAAUAAAUUUUCCUUUAUUUGUGCAGGUAUUACAAAAAUUAUAGACUAAAUGAGAAAAGUGAUGUAUAUAGUUUUGGAAUUGUUCUUUUGGAGAUUAUGACUGGUCAACCACCACAUCAAAAUACCAUAGAGAAGACACAUAUUGUGAGAUGGGUUCAUUCAUUAGUUCAGAGUGGUGACAUCAUCAAUAUUAUUGACUCUAGGUUACAAGGAUAUUUCGACAUCAAUAGGGCAUGGAAAAUAAUAGAAGUAGCAAUGUCAUGCACAUCAACAACUUCAGAGGAAAGGAUGACAAUGAGUGAAGUUGUAAUGGAGUUGAAGCAAUGUUUGAACAUAAAUGAGCUGCAAAUUGAGUUUGAAGACACCAAGUCCUCCAUUCAAUAUUCGAGUGGCACAAUUACUUCUGGGUUAAGUACUUCCAGAGCUCCACUAGCUAGGUAG